AUGGUUGACAAGGUGGUUUAUGCUGAUCUGAACCUUCCCAAGGCUGGCCUGGUGCAACCAUCACAAGCCUGCUGUUCCCACCAGUGCCCCAGAUGGCAUCAUGUUGCCCUGCGAGUUGGAGGUGCUGGCUGCAUUGCGUUGCUGAUGGCAGUUGUGGUGCUUAGUGUUUCUGUUAUACAGAGUCCAAAGGCAAAGGCUGAAACUUCUCCAGAGAUGGAGGUGACCCCACAGAGAUCCAGAAACAGAAGCAACUGCAAUUCAAGCCUGGACCGACUGAUGCCUUACCUUAAACAGCAUGUGUGUGAGCCAGAGCAGAGAACAUCUGCAGAGAACCCCAUUUAUCAUUCAAGAGAAAAGCAGUGCUUCCUGUGCCCCAAAGACUGGCUGUUUCAUGACAGCAAGUGUUACAGGUUUUUUGAUGAGAUACAGAAAGACUGGAAUAAGAGCAAUGAAAAUUGCAGUGAGAAGCAUGCCCAGUUGCUGGUGAUACAGGACCAAGAAGAGCAGGCGUUCAUUAAGAAUAUUGUAAAGAAUAAGAAUGCUUUUUGGAUUGGACUGCAAUUUAAUUCCUGCAACAAGGAAUGGUUUUGGGUGGAUGACUCUCCAUUACAGAGAAACAUCAACUCCUUUGUGUGA
Heteronotia binoei (common prickly gecko) is the source of this 636-nucleotide messenger RNA. RefSeq names its product killer cell lectin-like receptor subfamily B member 1B allele B. The transcript is spliced from 6 exons. The record is from RefSeq and is a predicted model, not a curated record. Lineage: Eukaryota; Metazoa; Chordata; Lepidosauria; Squamata; Gekkonidae. Bases 1 to 636 code for a protein of 211 amino acids.